AUGAUGAACGGUUCAAACCUUGGGAACUCCACGUCCAACAACAAGUCAAAGGAUGAGCAGGUGGUAAACGGACAUGACGAGAAUGAAAACAACCCAUUCGCAGAGUACAUGUGGAUGGAGAAUGAAGAGGAUUUCAACAGACAGGUGGAAGAGGAGCUACAGGAGCAGGAGUUUCUAGACCGCUGCUUCCAGGAAAUGCUGGACGAGGAAGACCAAGACUGGUUCAUUCCCUCCCGUGACUUGCCGCAGGGUGUCGGGCAGUUGCAGCAGCAGUUAAAUGGUCUCACAGUCAACGACACUCAUAGUACAGAGGACAUCUUGGUACGUUUUACCUUCAUUCGCUGUUGA
This is a messenger RNA of Staurois parvus, 348 nucleotides long. The record is from the annotation of a GenBank genome assembly. NCBI's taxonomy places the organism in Eukaryota, Metazoa, Chordata, Amphibia, Anura, Ranidae.